Messenger RNA from Pieris macdunnoughi, 531 nucleotides. Lineage: Eukaryota; Metazoa; Arthropoda; Insecta; Lepidoptera; Pieridae. The record is from the annotation of a GenBank genome assembly.
AUGAACACGGAGAAGCUGAAAAAACUGCAGUCACAGGUGCGCAUCGGCGGUAAGGGUACUCCUAGGCGCAAGAAGAAGGUUGUCCAUGCGACGGCCGCGACAGAUGACAAAAAGUUACAGUCAUCAUUGAAGAAGUUAUCAGUCAAUACAAUUCCUGGCAUCGAAGAAGUUAAUAUGAUCAAAGAUGAUGGAACGGUAAUUCAUUUCAAUAACCCUAAAGCACAGGCAUCGCUCGCGGCGAAUACCUUUGCUAUUACUGGUCAUGGUGAAAACAAGCAAAUUGCGGAGAUGCUGCCCGGUAUCCUCAGCCAGCUAGGCCCUGAAGGGCUCACCCAGCUUAAAAGGAUAGCAUCAAGUGUGGCUGCUCCAAAGCCUAUUGACGAAGACGACGAAGUACCUAACCUAGUCGGUAACUUUGACGAGGCUUCAAAGCAAGAAGCAAAGGAAGUCAUUACUGAAGAAAAGGAAAAAGAGAAAGAGGAAAAGAAACCUGAGGCCGAAACCAAAGUCUCCGACAAGAAGACAGAUUAG